Messenger RNA from Dermacentor andersoni, 1260 nucleotides. NCBI's taxonomy places the organism in Eukaryota, Metazoa, Arthropoda, Arachnida, Ixodida, Ixodidae. The record is from RefSeq and is a predicted model, not a curated record.
UACAUUUUUUUGUGUUGCAACAAAUCCAAACUGUAUCCAACCUAAACCAAAGCCGAUCUUACCGGCAACCGGCGUGUGUUCUGUGGUGCGAUCGUGUCCUGUGUACCUGUGUUACAGUGUACCUGUGUCGCAAUAAUAAUUCUGCGUGAACACGAUAACCCGUAUGGAUUCGGUGACUGGAGAUGUUCCCACUAAACAGGAGAAAAAGGCGCAGCUUGACGACCUGAUUGAAAAGAAAAAGAGCGAGUACUUGCGCCUCCUUCAAGAUGCGAAGAAAAGCCAGGAGCCCGAUUCAGGAAGUGCUGAAAACCUAAACCGCAGAAAGUACGAGCUUGCGCUGGCAUACAACGAGCGCGGCCAGAUGCUCUACAGGAUGAUAGAAUUCGACAAAGCCGUGGAGGAUUACACUGAAGCCAUAUGUUACUGUGAUUCUCUGGCGGCGGCAUAUUUCAAUCGUGGGACCGUUAGGUACAGAAUGGGUUAUUUCGAUGUAGCUUUGCCCGACAUGGAAAAGGCUGUUUCACUGGAUCCGGCCAACAAGGAGUUCCAGCUCGGGCUAAAAGAGACCAAAGAGCAGCUUUGAAGCUUUGUUGUAGCAAAAACACGAGUACCCGCCCAAUGACGUGCACCACAAUGUGUAUGUGACAGCUGAAGACUAGUCAUGAAUGCUCUGGGCAACGAAACAAGCAGAGGGACCAACGAACAUUGGAACAGUUGGACUUGAGAGUGACAUAUUUUUGUUUAUUUUUCUCAGAGGUAAAAUUUAUAACAUAAUUGCGUGUUUUGUGUCACCACAUAAAACGCAAACUGUGUUGUGACGCUAGAACGCCGACUGCUUGAGUAAUUUCCACUCUUAGCAUGGACUGGAAAGUGUGCAACCAAUAAGAAGCUUGCAUAAUACACCAUGGAUGUGUGCACUUUGGCUUGAAUUCAUGUUACGUAUCAGCCACUGUACCUUGUUAAGCUUUAAUAAAAAAAUGAAGGUGUUGUAAUUGCGCAAUAACAGGAUGCGAAGAACCCUGUGAAUGUAGCCGUACAACACUUCUAAUGGCAAUGCAAGAGUAUUUUCAUUGAUCAUAGAAGUGUGUGAAGUUAGCUCCAGAAUAGUAAGUUCUUAUACAGAAAAAGUGUAAAAGUGAGAGGCGAGCUCUUGGGUUUGCUUCUGUCUUCAGCAAGCUUACAGUGGGGCUAUAUUAUUUAUCACCGUGACAUGUUCAAUUUUUGCUCUGAACAGAUGAUAAACUGUUUUACAUAAACAGA